GUUUAUCGGAAUGAGAGCGUCCUUGUGACUGGAGUGGAACCGGACGGCGGGCGGAAACCGUGCGGCGGAACAACAGCGGCCGGAAGUCGUUCAAAGCCGGUGGGGGUCGCCAAUUGCGUUGAAAAGUGAGCGAGUAGAGUUUGUGAGGCGGCGGACAAGACUGACCAUUCCACGAUUGGCGAAAUUGGUCGUCGUUGGUUCUGACUCUGGCCCAACUCGGGAUGAUGAGAACGAGGAUGAGGAUGAGGGCGAGGCGACCCUCCUCAUUUCAGCCGGACCGCGUCCUCUUUGCGCUCGCCGUUUUGGCCGGCGUCGAGGCUCUUCACACUCCCCCCCAAGAGCCCGUUGUAAAAAUACAACAGGGCACGCUCAAAGGGGUGAAAAUAGUGACUGAGAGUCGUAUAAAGAUAUAUGCUUUUUUGGGUGUUCCAUAUGCAGCCCCACCACUUGGGCCUUUACGAUUUGCUUCUCCUGAAAAACAUGGAGGAUGGUCAGAAAAUGAGCCUUUUUCAGCAGAUAACUUUGGACCUGCUUGUGUCCAACCUUUACAUGAACUAGUACCAAAUUUUGGAGUGAAGCCGAUGCAGGAUGAGGACUGUCUUACUUUAAAUGUUUGGACAUCUGAGGCCGCCCUCACCUAUAAAAAUGCUCCAGUUGUUAUAUUUUUUGAAGGUGAGGGUUUUGUUACGGGAUACUCAGGCCGGUUUCCUGGCGAGGAUCUUGCCGCAGAGGGUAUCGUCAUCGUUUCGGCCAACUACAGGCUCAACGUUUUUGGAUUCUUUUGCUUGGAAAAUACAGAAGCAAGGGGUAACGUCGGGCUCCUCGACCAGUAUCUUGCUCUUGUGUGGGUCCGCGAAAACAUCGAGCAGUUCGGAGGAGAUCCAAGGAGUAUUACUCUCAUGGGCCACUCUGCAGGAGCAACAAGUAUCGCUUAUCACCUAAUAUCACCAAGGACACAAGGUCUAUUCCAUAAAGCAAUAUUGAUGUCGGGGAAUGUUUUUUCGCCCUGGUCUAAGUCGAACAACCCUUCGAACGCUUCAAAAGAGAUAGCCAAAAGCCUUGGCUGUUUUUCUAAGAAAGUCCAUUCGAUGCUUAACUGCCUCCAGUCGAAGAGUGCUGAGGAGAUAUUGAAAGCUUACGAAAUGCUUUACAUGGGUGGCAAUUGGACAGAACUCCCCCUUCCUGUCAUUGAUAGCUUCCUUCCUGAGACAGAACAGUACCUGCCGAUGGCGCCGGACGAAGCUUAUGCCAAGGGCAAUUUCCUCAAAAUCCCGGUCAUGAGUGGUAUAACUAUGAACGACGGGAUAGUGGCAAUUUCCCAGUGGACAGACUUGUUUAAGCAAGACUUCUUCCAGCUUAAGCAUCUAUUCUUGUCUAGCAUAAUCCCGUCUGUGAUACAAAAGUAUAAUCUGUCCGAUUUGAACAACUUUCAACAGUUACAAACCAUAUUGCAAUGGUACUACCUGGAUCUGGUCAAAGAUGGGGACACGACGUCUUUGAUAUCAAAGCUUAUUGACUUUUUUACAGAUUCACAAUUCACAGCUCCACACAGAAAACAGCUAUCUUUCCUGUCAAAUACGACUAUAAAUCCGCUGAGUACUGUAUAUGCUUACCAGUUUGAACAAGAAGAGAACCAUCUUUAUCACCAUCUCAACAUUUCUGGUUCAGGUCAUGGUGAGGAGUUGCUUUUCCUCUUUGGCCCACCUCUCUUGAAAAAGGUAGGACGGAUCCGGCUCACUUCGUCUGAAGAACGACUCAGCACUGUGAUGAGACGGUUCUGGGUUGAAUUUAUCAGGAAAGGAAGUUUAAGCUUGAGCCCGUACGGUUACGGUAUACCUUGGAGGCGCUAUGUGUGGAAUGAGGACAACUAUGUGAUUUUCCGGUCAGAUAAUAGCCUUCCGUUAACUCAAACAGUUAUGCGUCUGCCUAGUAUGUCUCUCGCCAAGGAUGCCAUGAGCAAAUAUACCAUACGCCUCUGGAACGAUCUUCUCCCCGACCUCCAUGAUCUCCACAACCAGCAGAAUAGCAUAAUUCAGAGCCAGAGGGCAAGGGAUACACAAUUAACAAAAGACUUGCCGUAUCGAAGUGCGAUGUAUACACUCAUUUGUUUUGUUAUCGUCCUACUCGUCCUUCUCAUCGUGUGUGUCGUCCUGCUCAAGAAACAUGUGACAGAACGGGAACGCGAUAUGUUCUGACAAAACGAAGGCAGGAGCAGCCCAGAGGACAACCUUCCACCAAUCAGUGUCCUUAAUCUACCCUCACACAGUUGGAUGUACAACCUGACGUCUAACAAGUUCUAGAAAUAAGCAACUAGAGCUAUAGCUGUUCCUGCCGGAGAAUGCCUACCAACAAUGACUUUUUACUCCUUUUCACUACAAGAAAUUUUGUUACCAUUUAUUUUUGUUAAUCGUAAUUUCUAAAUCACUGUCAUUUUAUAUAAUAUAAACGGAGAGAGAAAAUGAGAGUGUGUGUGUUUGUGGUGCACAUCUUAGGUUUCAAAAAAUAGUAAUGGUGCGACAACCACAAUUCAAUAUAGAUGUAAAAUUCAUGUUAGAAAAAAAUCUAGUUUUAUUUAGUAAUUUAUUAGCUAUUUUAAAACAACUUUGGAUAAAGAAUGACAAAUCAAAUAAAGCAAUUGAAUGUGUUAUUUUAAAAAAGACCUUACAUUUCACAAGUUUUGGGAAACAUUAAAAACUUAUUAAAUUCACUAAUUUCGUGGUCCGCUUGACCAAUUAAUAUAUU
Messenger RNA from Cimex lectularius (bed bug), 2742 nucleotides. Its product is annotated as carboxylesterase 5A-like. Lineage: Eukaryota; Metazoa; Arthropoda; Insecta; Hemiptera; Cimicidae. The coding region runs from base 222 to 2195 and encodes 657 amino acids. The transcript has 11 exons. The record is from RefSeq and is a predicted model, not a curated record.